UAUUAGCCAAUUACUCAUUAAAAAGCUUGCUAGAACGCUAAAAAUAUGUUCCCAAAAGUUCGAUUUGUUUUUGCUCUGGCAACGCUUUGCUUAAUAAUACUUUGUCAGGACGCGUUUGCUGAGCUAGCAACUUCCGACAACAAUUUGAACGACUUAUAUGAGAUUAUGUUACAGCGUGAGUACGCGGGUCCUAUUGUUUUUCCAAAUCAUCAAGUUGAACGUAAAGCACAACGUUCUCCAUCAUUACGCUUACGUUUUGGAAGACGUACUGACCCAGAUAUGUUACCCGUAGAACAGAAACGUUGGUUUGGAGAUGUCAAUCAAAAGCCUAUCCGUUCCCCAUCAUUACGUUUACGCUUCGGACGACGUAGUGAUCCCUCUGUACCAAUUCAUAGUGACAUGGAUGCAGUUGUAUUUAAUGAUUUAAAUGAUGACACUACCGGUUCUGCUGUUGCUGAAGUCGAACUUAAUAAUAUGAUAGACGGCUAUGAGCGCGUACUACGUAAGCCACAACGUUUACGUUGGGGACGUAGUGUGCCUUCAUCACAAAAUAACUAUAAUGGCGAGGAAUAUGAAAUGUCUCAAUCAAUCUCACGCAUUGAAGAAUUUUUGAACUCAUUGAGAGAUACUGAAAAAUUACGUAAAAUUCUUUUGGCUCUAGACCAGUACAAUAAUGAGGCAAACGCUAAUACUAAAUUAUUCUAUAACAAGAAUAUGUACAACAACGAUGAAAACCACGAUAUUGACUUAACUGUUACAGAAGAUGAAUUUGAACGUGAAGCACGCAGAACUGCACCAUUGAGAUUACGUUGGGGUCGCAGCACUGGGGGACAAAGCAGCAGCAAUGGCAAAGUACGAAUUAACAGAGUUGCUACAACAAUAGAACCAAUUUCAAAGAUACCUCACAAUACUGAAGAAGUGCCCAAUCUUGGCCAAGACAAGAAUUAAGAAAACUGAAUAUAACGACUUAGAGAGAACACUUAAUGGACAAAUGAAAACUUGAUAUAUAAACAAAAAUACUUUGAAAUAUUAAUAUUUGAAAUACAUA
This is a messenger RNA of Teleopsis dalmanni, 1048 nucleotides long. It is a transcript of the gene sNPF, whose product is annotated as short neuropeptide F. The record is from RefSeq and is a predicted model, not a curated record. Lineage: Eukaryota; Metazoa; Arthropoda; Insecta; Diptera; Diopsidae. Bases 46 to 948 code for a protein of 300 amino acids. The transcript is spliced from 4 exons.